Messenger RNA from Populus trichocarpa (black cottonwood), 998 nucleotides. RefSeq names its product glyoxylase I 4. The record is from RefSeq and is a predicted model, not a curated record. The coding region runs from base 89 to 667 and encodes 192 amino acids. The transcript is spliced from 3 exons. NCBI's taxonomy places the organism in Eukaryota, Viridiplantae, Streptophyta, Magnoliopsida, Malpighiales, Salicaceae.
GUUCAUGCAUACAAAGAGAGUAACAAAGCUUGAAGUGAGCAAGUGAAGAGCGGGAAAAAAAAAAGAGAAAACAAGAAAAGAGGUAGAGAUGAAAAUUGAGAUUGAGGAAGUCAGCAGCCAUGAGGCACUUCCCCUCCUCUCAUUGAAUCAUGUAUCAUUGCUGUGCAGAUCAGUGUGGGCUUCAGUAAGGUUUUACGAGGAUGUUCUGGGCUUUGUUCUCAUCAAACGCCCCUCUUCUUUCAAUUUCAAUGGAGCCUGGUUGUACAAUUAUGGUAUCGGAAUACAUUUGAUUGAGAACCCAUCAAUUGAUCAUGAGUUUGACACCAUCGUCGAACCACGUCCGAUUAAUCCCAAGGAUAAUCAUAUGUCCUUCCAAUGCACCGAUGUUGGCCUUGUCAAGAGGAGGCUGCAAGAAAUGGGAAUGAGGUAUGUGACUGCUGUGGUGGAAGAAGAUGGCAUCAUGGUGGAUCAGGUGUUCUUUCACGACCCAGAUGGUUACAUGGUUGAAAUCUGCAACUGUGACAAUAUCCCAAUCCUUCCUCUCUCAUCCUGCCCAUUGAAGCCGAGAAUGGGAAGUUUCAAGAAAGCAGCACCAAGUAACUGUGGGUUCAUGGAGAAAGUGAUGAUGGAGAGCUUGAGCAUGGAUAUGAUGAACAUUUCAUUUUGAGUCGCAGAAACAAUGAUCACUGAUCAACAAGUUGGACUUGUUUUUGCCUGUCAAGAAAAAAAAAUUAUAAUUGUCCUGUUGCAAAUGUAUUUUACUAUAGGUCCUGUACGUUGCAGGGUCUAGUCUUGGGUGAUGAAGAGUGAAUAUUUUGGUCAUCUGGUACUUAAUCUUUAAUAAUUAAAAUUGCGUGAUUGAACAAGACGCAUUCUGUCUGUAAAAAACCUGUGAGCCUAGAUGUGGCUUUUGCAUGUCGAAGUGAAAAUACAUGGUGUCAUCAAAAGUUUUUUUUUAUUAUUAUUUAAUGAAUUCCUGUAAUAUGUCCAGUAUUGAA